AGCGUGAGCGUGGAGUGCGCAAUCACUUGGACGCGCUAAACAAUAAAACCCUUUCGCAGUUCACAUUCGCACUCUCUUUUCUUCUCUUUCCGAGUUUAUAAUCUUAACCUAAACCCAACGUCGUCGUUUCGUCCCCCUAUUUACCAUCGUCUCGCCAACUACCGCGUCAAUGUCGGCCAGUGGUGGCGCCGCCAUCUCCGGCGGAAGCCGCAACCGCAAUCGGCAUCUCGGCGAGAACCGCUUCUACAGUCCGCCGCCGCUGAGGAAACACAAAGAGAAGCAGGAACAGCAGCGGUCGUCACUGUCGAGAGCUUCCUCGGAGAAUAGGCCCGGUUCCUCUUCCGAUUGUUCAAUUUCUUCGCGCGCCACAUCGGACAUGUCCAAUUUGGAUCGGUUGUUGGAGCACAUCACGCCCCUUGUUCCCGCCCAAUAUUUUCCCAAGACGAACUCGAGGAGGUGGAAAUCGAGGGAAGCGGAAUUGCAUCCUUACUUUGUGCUUGGGGACUUGUGGGAGUCUUUUAAGGAAUGGAGUGCUUAUGGGGCAGGUGUUCCUAUAGUGUUGCAUGGGAAUGAAUCCGUGACUCAAUAUUAUAACGUCUCCUUGUCUGCCAUUCAGCUAUAUAUCGAUCCGUCAAAGCCCUCCACACGACUAAGGAAACCCAGUCAAGAAAGUGACUCUGAAUCAGCUAGAGAGACAAGCAGUGAUAGCAGCAGUGGCUAUUGUCAUGAAAGAGGAGCUAAGAGUGUUCAUGGCAGUAGGAAUCAUCUUAAUGUUUUGGAUGCUAGCAAUCAUUCUUUGGAAAGGGUCUCACAAGGAAAACCUUUAAUGGGUUCAUCAAGUGAUGAGACUGAGAGCUGCAACCCUCCUGGGCAGCUUAUUUUUGAAUACUUUGAGCAUGAGACACCUUAUAAUCGUGAACCAUUGGCAAAUAAGAUUUCUGAUCUUGAACGGCAAUUUCCAGAGUUGAAAACAUACUGGAGCUGUGAUCUUUCCCCUGCAAGUUGGGUUUCAUUUGCUUGGUACCCAAUAUACAGAAUACCUACUGGUCCAACAUUACAAAGCUUGAGUGCCUGCUUCUUGACCUUUCAUUCCCUGUCAACAGCUUUGCAGAGUUCAAAUACUGAUGGGCUACAUAAUCAUUAUUCAAGAGGUAGGGACAUAUCCAAGCUAUCACUACCAAUCUUUGGGCUUGCCUCUCACAAAUUCAAAGUUUCUAUCUGGGAUCCUGAUGGGGUUUCUGAAUGUCAGAAAGCCAAUUCUCUGUCGCGGGCUGCUGAAAACUGGCUUAGGCUAUUGCGAGUCAAUCAUCCUGAUUACAAUUACUUUAUGUCUCAUUAUGCAUAUGUGAGAUGACCCGAGUUUCUCUAAGCAGAAGCAGCCCAACUUCCGAAUACCAGUUUAUGUAAUCCCUGCCCAGUAUAUUUGUGUUGUCCAUUAAAUUAACAGUUGUUUUUUCAUAUGCUCGUAAACGCCUGGUUCACUUGUGUUUUCCUAAAUAGAACAGCAGGGUCGCUGCUUCAGCAAGGGGGAAGAAUAGUAUUAGUUAUUGAAAACUAAACACCUUUCAUAUUGAAGGGGCUGCUUCUGAUUUCACAGGAUGCAGAAAAACCAUUAUUAACAAAGUUUCAACUUUUUAUGUUACUUAUCUGAUGAUGGCGAAAAGAUCCAGUUGAUACAUCAGCUGUUACUUGUCUA
Molecule: messenger RNA, 1696 nt
Organism: Glycine soja
Lineage: Eukaryota; Viridiplantae; Streptophyta; Magnoliopsida; Fabales; Fabaceae
Exons: 6
Coding region: 170-1354 (394 amino acids)
Source: RefSeq, a predicted model, not a curated record